GCGUCAGGGCUGCCCGGGUGCUGGCGGCGUAAGCGACCCGCGAACCAAAACAAGAAGGAGUGAGUCGAGUCGUGACGAAACCUGCCUUGCUGUGAUGAAGAUUGAGUGGAGGUUUCUCUUUUGAAGGUUAUGAGUAGUGGACCAUCAUGGGCAGGAGGGCCAGCAUGCCCCCAGUGGCCAUAUGUAGGACCGGGUAAUGGUCCGCCACCACAAUGGGGUGCUUCAGCAGGUGGAAUGCACCAGUACCCUCACAACCAGCCACCUCCUGUAAAUGCUCCACCACAAAACUGGGCAAACGCUCAUGGACCUCCUCCUAUGUAUGGAGCACCAAAUCAAGGCAUGCCUGAAGCUGCUCCCCCUGAUCACUAUGCUGUAGCUCCUCAGACCUCCAUGCCAAAUCAGUAUAAUGUUCCCCAGCACAGUGUACCCCAAGGCCCUCCCUCAGGCACCCCCUCAGGCCUACCAUCUAAUGGACAUUUUGGUCCCCCUCCAGUGAGGUCAUGUCCUGGACCUGUUGGCAUUCCUCAAUGCCCCUCAGUUGUCACAUCUGGACCCCUCUCGCUUACGCAGUUUCCACCUCCAGGGCCUUCACCUGGCCCACCUCCUGGCCCAGGCUAUGUUGGAACCCCCAUGUAUGGGUGGGGAGUGUCUCCUCCUCCUUCUUCACAAAUGGUGCAGACUGGCCAGCCUCCCCCUGGCUCUGCUUGGGGUGGUGUCAGCCCAGGGGAUAUACAUCACCAGACGUGGCAGGGCUCUGAUUGGGAUUCAGAGAGACCUCAUAGACCUCACACUGAAGACCUUUCAACUAGGUCUGGUAUUGACCGGAGUGGCGUGCCAUCAAGAAACAGCUACCGGGACAAUAGCAGAGGGAGAGACCAUGAUUCCUCUAUCCAUGGACAAGACAGGUCUUCUCAAGUUUCUUCAAGGUCAGGGUAUGAAGAUGAUCUUUGUAGUAUAGACUCAAGAUACAAGGAGAGUAGAAGCUACUCUGAUGCUUACUCUAGCAAUGGAUGGCGUGAUAGACACGGCAGGAGGAGGAAAAGAUCAAGAAGUCCCUCUGACUACUCAUCUAGAAGAAUAGAGUCUAGAAACCGCACAGAGCCUCGAAGGUGCUCAAGGGAUUCUCGCGAAAGAUCUCGGUAUGACAGUGAUCGUAAAGAACGGUAUUCAAGGAGUCCUGGAUCUCAUUCUCGUUCAAGUUCUCGACCUUUGUCCCCAGAAAGGAAGAGAUCACGUCCCUCCUGGAGCCCUGACAGACACAAGUCACGAAGCCCUAUCAAAGAGAUGGGUGGUAAAAGAAAAAAAAGGAAUGCAGUGGACCUCCCCCCCGAAGAGAAGGAGGAAUGCGAGCCCCUGCCAACUAUACAGGAAGAGGAGAAGUCUAAGCCAGUGUCUAAGGAGGAGGAAUUAGAGGAAGAGGAGGAUGUGAAGGCUGCGUGGGUGCGCUCAGCUCCUGCCGAUCUUUAUUACCAGCGUGAUGAGAAGAGUCCAUUAGUAAUGCGUGCAACGAAGAAGCUAAUGUCGCUUUGUGAAGUGGUUGAAGAAAAAUUGAUAAUGAGGGGUACUAAAAUACGAGAAGAAAAGAGGAAAGCAAGGGAAAAGAAGGAACAGCAAGAACAGCAUCAGGCAAUAGCAUGCAGAAAUGGAUGUUUGAGCCUUAAAAAGGACAAAACCAAGGAACAAGAUGGAGAGACCAAAGAAUCACCAAUGGAGAAUAUUGCACCAGAAAACAGUACCAGCACAAAGGACAAGGAGUCGGGGGAGGAAUGCAACGGCAUCGCAACAAAGGAAGCUCAGGAGGAUGUGGAGACAGCCAAUAAUUCCGAGGUUGCUUCUUUGGAGGUGGAGAUAGUGAAGAACCCCUCUUCAGAAGGCAUGCUUUGUGAAAGUGUAGGAGUUAAGUGUAAGCACAAACACAAGCACAAACACAGGCAUAUAAGCAAGGAAAACAAUGACAAAGAUUCAGAAAAGGGCGACAGUAGCAGCAACAGCAGCAGUGAUAGUGAUAGUGACAAUAGCACUAGUAGUGAUGAUGAUGAUGAUGACAGUGAGAUGGACAGAAUCGCCAAGGAGCUGGAAAAGAAACGAAACCAUCCUGAUCGGUUGCAUCCAGAGCUGUGGUUCAAUGAUCCAGGAGAAAUGAAUGAUGGACCUCUCUGCCGAUGCUCCUUGAAGGCCCAGCGUUCUGGCAUCCGUCACGGGUAUUAUGUUGGAGAAGAUAGCUUAAAGCCAUGCGACCCCUGGACAAAUAAUGCCGAUCAUCUUCACCAUUAUCUCAUCACAAUAUCUCCACCCACUAAUUUCUUGAUCAAGACUCCUACUGUGAUUAUGCAUGACAGCCAUGAGUUUAUAUUUGAGGGCUUCUCAUUGCUAUCACACAACCCUCUUGAAGAAGUUCCCACAUGCAAGGUCAUUCGUUUCAAUAUUGAGUACACCAUCCUCUACCUACAGGAAAAGAUCCCCGAUAAUUUUUGUGUCCGAGAAUUGGACAUAUUCUAUAAGUAUCUCUUUACCGAACUGUUGGAACUUGUAGACUUAAACCUCCAUGCCAUGGGGGAUCCGGAUGGCUGUCCACGAUUCCAUUUUAUGCCAAGAUUUGUCAGGAAGUUGGCAGAUAAUGGCAAGGAGAUUCUUUCAAUGAAUGAAGUGUUAACAUACUUGCUCAAGAAUAGUGGGCCACUUGUGCAACCAGAGGACUUGGCACAGCUUUUGAGUAUGUCCCAGUAUCAGUGGCAGAAUUAUGCUGAUCAGCUGAAAGGAAUGGUAGUCACCUGCCCAGGCAUGAAGCCCUGCAGCAUCCGAGUUGACCAGUUAGACAGAGACCAGGUUAGCGAAGAGACCAUCAACUACCCGGUCAUUGUCCAUUUUGGGAUCCGGCCCCCCCAGCUCUCCUAUGCCGGGAAUCCUGAGUACCAGAAGGCGUGGAGGGAAUAUGUAAAAUUUCGGCACUUGCUAGCCAACAUGCCUAAGCCAUCAUUUGAGGACAAGCGGAGACUGGAGGCAAAAGAGAACCGCUUGCAGGAGAUGCGGAUGACCUCUAAAAUGAAGCGAGAUGUGACUGUUGCUGUCUCCGCCCAGGGAUUCUACCGCUCUGGGAUUAUGUGCGAUGUUGUCCAGCAUGCCAUGUUGCUCCCUGUGUUGGUAUGCCACCUGCGUUUCCACUGUUCGCUAGAGGUCCUCGAAGAAAGAAUCCUGUACAAAUUCCGCACAAGGUUCCUCCUGCAGUUGGCCCUUACCCACCCUUCCUACAGAGAAAACUUUGGCACAAAUCCUGAUCACGCCCGGAACUCACUCACAAAUUGCGGAAUACGGCAGCCUGAAUAUGGGGACAGAAGAAUCCAUUAUAUGAAUACCCGCAAAAGGGGCAUAAACACAUUGAUAAACAUCAUGUCCCGUUUUGGACGCAACCUUGAGACGGAGAGCAAAAUCACACACAAUGAACGCCUGGAGUUUCUUGGUGAUGCUGUGGUAGAAUUUCUUACCUCCAUUCACUUGUUCCACCUCUUUCCCAGUCUAGAGGAAGGUGGCUUGGCAACUUACAGGGCAGCUAUUGUCCAGAACCAACAUCUAGCAGUGUUAGCAGAGAAGCUAGGACUGGACCAGUUCAUGCUGUACGCUCAUGGUUCUGAUCUGUGCCAUGAUUUCGAGCUGCGUCAUGCAAUGGCCAACUGCUUUGAGGCUCUCAUGGGAGCCAUUUUUCUUGAUACUGGAAUAGAGGAAGCAGACAGUGUUCUAAGUUCGACCCUGUUUAAAGGUGAGGAUUUGUUGCACAACAUCUGGGUCAACUAUCCCCCUCACCCCAUACAAAUGCAAGAGCCACAGGGGGACCGGAAGUGGAUCAAAUCCUUCCCAAUCCUUACCAAUUUAUCCAAGUUUGAGGAGUCGAUUGGUGUGCACUUCAACCACAUUCGUCUGUUGGCCCGAGCCUUCACUGACCGCAGCAUCGGCUUCAACAACCUUACUCUAGGAUCAAAUCAGCGACUGGAGUUCUUGGGAGACACAGUCCUCCAGCUGGUGGCAUCUGAGUACUUAUAUAAAUAUUUUCCCGAACAUCAUGAAGGCCACCUCUCAUUACUCCGUUCAUCUCUGGUAAACAACCGGACCCAGGCUGUGGUGUGUGAUGACUUGGGGAUGACAGCAUAUGCAAUGUAUUCACACUUGAAGACAGAGUUGAAAACAAAAGAUCGUGCUGAUUUGCUGGAAGCAUUUCUUGGGGCCCUCUACAUUGAUAGGGGUCUAGACUACUGUCGCGCCUUCUGCCAGGUGUGUUUCUUCCCUCGGCUGCAUCAAUUCAUCAUGAACCAAGAUUGGAACGAUCCCAAGAGCAAAUUGCAGCAGUGUUGCUUGACCCUGAGGACUAUGGAUGGAGGGGAACCUGACAUUCCCAUUUACAAAGUUAUUGAGUGCAAGGGCCCCACCAACACACGUGUGUACACAGUAGCUGUCUAUUUCCGUGGGCGACGUCUGGCCAAGGCGUCGGGUCAUUCCAUCCAGCAAGCGGAGAUGAAUGCCGCUCGAGAGGCUCUCCUCAACUCCAAAGAGCUGUUCCCGCAGCUGGACCACCAACGGAGAGUCAUCGAGAAGAGCGUCAAGAUCCAGGGCGUUUCCAAACUUGGCUCGCCGCACAGAGAGAGAGAUCGAGGCAGAGACAAAGACCGGGAGAGGGAGAGGUCCGGACGGGGAUACAGAAGGGAGGAGGAAAGGCGAGGAGAUAAGGAGCGCGGCAGAGAAAGGGAGAAGCCAUGGGAGGAGAGGCACAAGGAAGGAGAAAGAAGCAGAGGUGGCGAUAGUAGAGGCCGAGUGUUUGGGGAGAGGGAUCAGCUUGGCGGAGACAGGGAGAGAGACAGCGAGAGAAAUAAGGCGAACGAGAGGGACAAAUUUAGCAGAGAGAGGGACAAGUUGGGUGGGGAGAGAGACAGACUAACAGGGGAGAGAGACAGACCGUACAGCGACCGAAGCAGAAGUACCGGAGACCGGAAAUACAAAAUAAUGUCAGACGAGGAAAGGAGGUACAGAUCAGAGGCAGAAAAAUUACACGACGAAAGGGAACCAUCUGAAGAAUCGAAAUUACGUACAUGUACAAAGGGCAUGUCGAGAGAUAACGCAGACUCGGAACGAAAUCGAGAGAAGUACAAGGGCUACAUGAGAAUACCAUCUGCUGAGCACCACCUAAAACCAACCAGGAAUUCAAGGAGCGAAUCGAGUGUAAAGCCUUCGCGCUCAGCUUGGUAAUUCAGAUAUUUUCAUUUCCAGAUAUGACUUGUGAUCAACCAAACAUUCCUCGUCGAAUGGCAAUUUGGGCUACCAUGCUUGUUAGGAGUCUCUGCUUACAACGGUCAUUUUUAAUGAUUUGCUAGUCAUGAAUUAAGACCUCAGGAUCGGUAACUUAUUAUUUUAAAAGCUGAAAUGCCUUUUGUUUAAAACAAAGAAAUCCCAUUAUAUUCUUGGGUAUUGCCAAAGCCUGUAACCAGUGAAUUUUGUGAUACAGUCAAUCAAGCGAUAAGUAUUAAGGUUCUUAAAACAAGUUGUAAAAUUAAUGUCUUAAAAGACGGUGUUGGGUAUUCGGUAUUCUAUUCUUAUUUAUGUUACAUAAAACGUAUGUGAAUAUGACAUAAUACCGUGAAUAGCACUUUGGUUCGUAUUUGAAGGUUUAUGCUGAAACCGGUUUUAUACUCUUAUUUUAGAUGCAACGUUCUCUGAAUGUCUUUUAAGUGUAUGUUCAGCCUAUUGUGUAUGUGAAGGUGAUUUUAUAAUGAAUGUAUUAUAAAUAAA
Penaeus chinensis is the source of this 5772-nucleotide messenger RNA. It is a transcript of the gene drosha, whose product is annotated as ribonuclease 3-like. The record is from RefSeq and is a predicted model, not a curated record. Gene Ontology annotation, molecular function: ribonuclease III activity; double-stranded RNA binding. Gene Ontology annotation, cellular component: nucleus. Gene Ontology annotation, biological process: regulation of gene expression; primary miRNA processing; pre-miRNA processing. Lineage: Eukaryota; Metazoa; Arthropoda; Malacostraca; Decapoda; Penaeidae. The transcript is spliced from 23 exons. The coding region runs from base 130 to 5232 and encodes 1700 amino acids.